AUGGCCUCCCGCCGCCGGAGACCCGUCACCCCGCGCGAUCCGGACCGCGCUGCACGCGCCGCACAGUACGCAAACGUCGGGCCGUCUGACGCCAGACUCGGAUUACGCAUCGCGCAUAUUGGUAUCCUCGCGGUGACGGGAGGAAUGUUUGCGUACUUAUUAUCGCUGUUCCGACUUACACUGCUCUCAAAGGCCGUGGGGUGGGCUUUUGCAGCUUCGGCGAUCGUCCUCGCCGCCAAGCUUCUUGACGAACGACCAAGCGCAGCGAGGAGGAGACGCCGCGCUCGCGUUUGGGCCAGCGUGCACGCCCUCAUCCGCGAUGGCGUUCGCAUGAUCUCGUGUGCGUCGGGGCGCGCAGCAGCCGGCAUGGCGCCCUCGGCCCUCUCGUCACCAUUCGUCAGCCCGGCAAAGGACGCGCUGCACCUAGACGAUGAUGAGAAGGGGAUCGACGACGCGUCAACGCCUACCGGCAAGAGCGGGCUGACCCUCGCCCCAUCCACCCUCGCCCCACCCACCCCCCCAAAGCUCACGCCGACCGUAUCGGUCUCCGAGUCCGAGGCCAGCGCGCGUGCCGAGGAGCUCCUCGGCGUCCUCGCGUCCUUUCCCGUCGCGCUGCACCACCACAUCAUUGGGAUACGCGCGCUGCCGCACCCGCCUCUUAUUGAUCUUCUGCCCACCGGGUACCUCUCGUCUCUUAAGCGCACUGACGCACGCGUGCGCUUCGCGGCGAACCACGCAGGGCCCAGCGGCUCGGGAUCACCGCGCACGGCCAAGAACGGUCUCGCGAACGGCAACGAGAAGGAGGGCAGUGACGACGAGAGCGAUGGCGGCAGUACACGUCCCGCCAAGAAGUCCAACCUGCAGACGCCGUACCCUGCCAACCUUCCCCUCUCGCUCCUCCGCCUUAUGGAAGCGUACAUCCUCGGACUGGGCGGUUUGCCAGCCGAGCGCGGCGGGUGGACCGCGGUACAAACCGAGCGCGCCCUUGACGUCGUCAAGGGCCUCAACGUGCAGCUGUCAAUUGCCGAGGGCGUGUAUGACGAACCACCACCGCUCAUCGACGUCCAUCUCUGCCUCAACAUUGCACUGGCCUUUCUGCCAUUAUGGCUCGCGACCGUCGUUCGCGGCUGGUUGGCUGUACUGCUGACCAUUACCAUUGCGGCUUGGGCCAAAUUCGUUCUUGAGUCUGCACUUACAGAGCCAAACCCUGGAGCCAAUAAUCACCCUCUCAAAUGCACAACGCUACAAACUGUGCAUGAAGCCAUAGACACAUGCCCCGCACUAGCUCGGUACUACCGUGCACGUCUUGUCUCGCGCGUGGGUGCAGACGCGCCCGAAGUGGCCGAGCACGAUCGACGUAACCGACGCGACCGAGACGAGUGGCUGCCGACGUUUAGUUAG
This is a messenger RNA of Cutaneotrichosporon cavernicola, 1401 nucleotides long. RefSeq lists its product as uncharacterized. The transcript has 5 exons. The record is from RefSeq and is a predicted model, not a curated record. The coding region runs from base 1 to 1401 and encodes 466 amino acids. Lineage: Eukaryota; Fungi; Basidiomycota; Tremellomycetes; Trichosporonales; Trichosporonaceae.